AUGAAUCAUCAUGGUUGUUGGGAAGAAUUUUACUCCAAUAUCAUACCACACAAAACUUAUACACAUCAAAGUAAGGCAGUUGAUGCCAUUGAGUACAAUUACUAUGUUAGUUUAUGCAAAUUUCGUUUAUUAAUAACACAAGGGGCAAUUAAGAUAAUUUCAAAUACGUUGGCAACAAAGCUUUUGUGUGAUACAUCAGAGUUUAUAAGUUGUUCAAGAUAUGGUGGAGAAGGAGGAAGUAUUUUAUUUAAAGAAAAAGGACAAUGCGUUCAAGACAGAAUUUAUAGCGACGAUUCAUCUGUUUCUUCAGAAUUUACAAAAGGAGUAUAUAGUUAUUCAGAAAUUAGCGCGUAUGAGAGUUUCAAAAAUAAGAUAAUCUAUUCUUCUAUUGAAAACGCCGGAAAAUCAAACAGACUGGGCUCAGGAACAAUUUGUAUGGUAUCAGGUGGAAUUGAAAUUCAAUCAUGCAAUGUAUCUUCUAGUUACACCUAUACAGGUUCUUUAUAUCACAUAAGAAGUUGUGGUUCUAAUUCAAAUACUACUUUUACUUCUUACAAAUCCUCAAACAACGAGAGAGAUGCUAGUGCAUGUGCAGCCCAUCAUGAUUCACAAAAUUCUUUUCUAAUUAAAUCAUGUAAUUUAAUCGACAAUAGGGGUGCAUGGAUUGUUUAUGCGGAAAUAGCAAAAGUUCAUAUGUAUGGGUGUAGUCUCAUUGAUAAUAUAGCAUCAGGGCUUACACUGGUCUGCAGGAAAAGCGGUGAUGAAUUAAUAUAUGAAAAGUGUUAUGGUAAUAAUUUAAUCAGAAUUAACAAUCUUGUAAGAGUAAUUAGUGAAGAACAAAGGAAAUUUACAAUCAAAAACUCUCAAACAAGAAAAUUGAACUGUCCAACAGAUCCAAUUACUCAUGCAAGAAUUCAACCAUAUAAUUACAAUAUAUAUGUGGGCUCAUUUUUAACUUUGGGAAUGUUCUAA
This is a messenger RNA of Trichomonas vaginalis G3, 972 nucleotides long. RefSeq lists its product as uncharacterized. NCBI's taxonomy places the organism in Eukaryota, Parabasalia, Trichomonadida, Trichomonadidae. The record is from RefSeq and is a predicted model, not a curated record. The transcript has a single exon. The coding region runs from base 1 to 972 and encodes 323 amino acids.